Stegastes partitus (bicolor damselfish) is the source of this 2771-nucleotide messenger RNA. It is a transcript of the gene cd82b, whose product is annotated as CD82 molecule b. Lineage: Eukaryota; Metazoa; Chordata; Actinopteri; Pomacentridae. The transcript has 9 exons. Gene Ontology annotation, cellular component: plasma membrane. Bases 126 to 896 code for a protein of 256 amino acids. The record is from RefSeq and is a predicted model, not a curated record.
AUAGACUCGGACAAACACACGUUUAGUUUCUCACCAGACUCUCCAGCCACACAGGCAGCAGCAGAGAAGACGAACCGAGUCCUUAGACAACCGUGAACUGGACACCGACUCCAAAAAGCACCACCAUGGGAAAAGGAUGCAUUGCCGUUACCAAGUACUUUCUCUUCCUCUUCAACCUUCUCUUCUUUAUCUUUGGGGCAUUGAUCAUGGGCUUUGGUGUGUGGGUUCUCUUCGAUAACCAGAGCUUCAUUGCUGUUCUACAGGAAUCGUCACACACUGUGAAAGUGGCUUCAUACAUCCUUAUCGGAGUAGGCUCCCUGUCAAUGGCCAUGGGUUUCUUCGGCUGCAUUGGAGCCAUCUACGAAAUCCGUUGUCUUCUGGGUCUGUACUUCACCUGCCUCCUGCUCAUCCUCAUUGCCCAGGUCACUGCCGGAGUUCUCAUUUACUUCCAAAGAGAUCGGUUGAAACAUGAGAUGUCCAACAUCAUAAAGACCAUGAUGAUCAACUACACUGGCCAGAACAGGACCACGGAGCACACCUGGGACUAUAUUCAGAGGACGAUGAAAUGCUGCGGAUGGACUGGUCCAGGCAACUGGUCGGAGAAUACUGUGAUCAAGAACAGCACCCAGAAACUCUAUUCAUGCUCCUGUCGCAACGAGUCGCUGCCUGGCACCGACAUGAAAGAAGUCGGCCUGUGUGAGCAGCUCUCCUCGGAACCACCUGUCUAUGAAACGGGCUGCAUAACCAGCGUGGAGAAAUGGCUCCUGGACAACUGUGGAGUUAUUCUGGGAAUCUGUGUCGGUGUGGCAGUUGUGGAGCUCCUCGGGAUGAUCCUCUCCAUGUGUCUGUGCAAGAGUGUCGUCCAGGAGGAUUAUACCAAAGUACCGAAGUACUGAGCUGAGGACAGAGCAGCUUCACAUCACACACAGACGGAUGGAGUCUCCCUCUCUCUCUCCUCGCCUCACAUUCCUGCGAACACAUACACACAAAUUAAGACAGCUGUCGCCACCAUUUCAGCUUCUCGUGUCCUCACAGCUGUGCAAAUUUCUCACGCUCCACAUGUCCCACACACACACACACACACACACAACACACACCUCUCAAUCAAGCUUGACACACUUGUUGGACCUAAGUUGACUAGUCACCUUUUCUUUGUCUUAUCAUUCGUGUUUGUUUCAAGGAGACAUUUAUGAUAUUUUGGGGGGAAGCUGAAGAAUUUUGUGGUUUGAUGCUGUGCAAAUGUUCAUUUAUAUGUCGUCUUUUCUUCUCGGCUGACCUCAACGAAGCGCUUAACACAGUGGUAGAGAGAGCACUUUAGUGAUACUUGGCGAGCUGGGAGCCAGAGCGUCCUCUGACUCCAAGGCAGGAAGAUGAGAGGGGAACGGGAGGGUGUGGGUGGGUGCAUGGUAGACCCAUCUGAAGGAUUAAUGCCACUCUGUGAUCCUGCAUCUGGUAUUUUUGGUGCAGAGGGUGGAGGAAAGGCCCAGGGCAGGGCUGCUGCGGUGAAGGUUUUGGCUUCUGUCAUCAGCUCCAUGUAGCCCCAGUGGCCCUGAUAUUAUCCUCCGUUGACACCCACCACCACCACCACCUCCUCCUCCCUGCCGCUAUCCAUCAUCUGUUAGCGUCUCUAAAUCACGUCUCUGUCUUCCUUUUGGGUGUGUACGACUGGUAACCAGUAGCUCUUCAAAAAAGGACCAGUUCUGCAUGAAGUAAGUGUGUGUAUGAUGUGUUGAGUGAAUAUUUUAUUUCUUUUUUUUUUAUACUCUUAUGUCAUCUGUUUUGUUUUUUUUUUACAAUUGUGUAUAUAUGACUUUGGUAAGGGCACUUCAGUGCUUUGUCAGCGUUUUAUAUGAGAAAAUCUUUCACCCACAUGCUGUUGUUUUAAGAGUCCUAUUGUUCUUUGUUUCCUCUCUGUUGUUUAUGAUGUGCAGAGUAUGGCUGCCACAGCAGCUUGUCAGCACUAUUGUGGUCAGAAUCGGAGAAAUUGGAACCCUCAGUGGAUCUGUCAUCACUCUUAAAGCCAUAUUUUCGUUUCCUGAACAUGGCGUGUGUUUGUGAACGUACAACCACCAACAGCUCGUGCUCCGAAACAUCUUUAUUUAAGCUCCUCACACCGGCCUUUAUUUUCAAAAGUCUUGUUGUUACCUUCAUAGCAGUUACAUUGAAAACGGCAGCUGUGUUUUUUCCGUCUCUGCAGGAUUGUUUGUUUUCUGAGGAGUCAUUUUGCCCAGUUUAUAUUAUCGCUAACAAGAGAAGAGAAAAACAUUGAUACACAGCAGCGAUUGUGUUGCUGCAGAGGCUUCCAGAAACUGACUCUUCAUCAACUAUCUUUACAAAUGUUUCCUCAUCCCGUUUGUUAGCCACCUCAUUAUCUCAGUCCUUCCACUUCAUUUCAGACACACUAUUAUAGCAGAAUUUAUGGUUAAUUUAGUAGGUAGAUUGCACUUUUAUGUGGCUUGUAGUUUUUCAUGCCAUCUCACGCGAGUCUUCAAAUCAUGUUCAUCGUUGCUGCAAUUACACAAAAGGGAGGAAAGUGACCCUUAAAAACGGCAACUUCUACUUUAUGAUCUGCCAAAUUGAAACAUUAAUUUAACUUGAUGAAAAAUGAAGGCUUUUUAUUGUUUGAAAUAUUUUGUGUACUUUUUACAGGAAAAAAAAAAAGACGUGUGUAGUAGAAAAAAAUAUUUUCUGGACCUGAAAGCCAUGUUUAGAAACUAAUUGUUUAUUUCUCUUUAUUAUCGAGAACUAUUAAUAAACCUGAACCUACAAGA